This is a messenger RNA of Triticum dicoccoides, 2005 nucleotides long. RefSeq names its product crossover junction endonuclease MUS81-like. Gene Ontology annotation, biological process: double-strand break repair via break-induced replication; resolution of meiotic recombination intermediates; DNA catabolic process. NCBI's taxonomy places the organism in Eukaryota, Viridiplantae, Streptophyta, Magnoliopsida, Poales, Poaceae. Gene Ontology annotation, molecular function: crossover junction DNA endonuclease activity; DNA binding; 3'-flap endonuclease activity. The transcript is spliced from 10 exons. The record is from RefSeq and is a predicted model, not a curated record. Gene Ontology annotation, cellular component: nucleus; Holliday junction resolvase complex. Bases 266 to 1561 code for a protein of 431 amino acids.
UGGAGACCAAGCCUCAAUCAUCCCGGAUUGUCUCUACCGACGUACUUAGCCGUUAACCUCCCGACGAAAAGCCCCCAAACCCAAUUUGAAUUUCAGAUCCUGACAUUGCCCACGCGGCGGCGCCGCCACAACCCCAGCCAUUGUCCACUCGACGGGCCAGGAUUCCAAGUGCUCACUCGCGUCGAAACCCCAAGCCUAAGCCCCAAUCCGGCAAUUCCCCCUCCACCUCAAAGAUCUCCCCUUACCUCACCCUAAAUCCUGGCAGAUGGCUCCGGCGAUGCCGAAGCAGCGCGCGGUGCAUCUCCCCGACAACGAGGAGGUUGCGCGCCUCCUCCUGGAGAAGCACCGGUCGAUGCUGGAAAAAGACAUCCCAGACAACCUGAGUCUCACGCUCUCCAACGCCUACCGCAACGUCUGCGCCGCCAAGGAGCCCAUCCGGACCCUCAAGGACCUGCUCAAGAUCAAGGGUGUUGGACCAUGGGUCAUCCGUCUCAUAAAAGAGUCCUUUCCAGCGUCCAGCCCGGAUUUAUCUCCUCCAAAAUGUAAAGAGAAAGGGAAAAAGGGGAAGAAAAUAAAAAGACCAGAGCAUAGUCCUGAACUUGUUUGCAGCAAUUCUGCUUCUAUGGCAUCCCAAGAACUGAUACAGUUGACCAGUCAAGAGCAGCUCAGUUACAGUUCUGAAGUUCAAACUACCGGUUCUGCUGAAUUCACUAUGCUAGACAAGGACACUGGUGGUAUGGGCAAUUCUAUACUAGCUAUGCCACCUCGUCUAUCCAAUGAAAAGUUUCUUGAAGCUUAUGAAGUGGUGUUGAUAUUGGAUGAUCGUGAAAUUUUUGGAUCCCGUGGCAAAAGAGUUGUUGGUAACAUACAUUCGAAGUUUCAUGUACCUGUAGAGAUAAAACGCCUGCCUGUUGGAGAUGGUAUUUGGAUUGCUCGUCAUAGAAGAUCUCAUACGGAGUAUGUUCUUGAUUUCAUUGUUGAAAGGAAAAGUGUAACAGAUUUGGUUAGCUCAAUUAGAGACAGCAGGUACAAAGAUCAGAAAUUAAGGCUAAAGAAAUGUGGACUAAGGAAGCUGAUAUAUCUGGUUGAAGGUGAUCCAAACCCUUUAGGCGCAUCAGAGAGCAUCAAAACAGCCUGCUUCACCACUGAGAUUCUUGAAGGAUUUGAUGUUCAGAGAACCACUGGAUAUUCUGAUACUGAAAACACAUACGGCCACCUGACACUCUCGAUAAUUGAUUACUACAGCACAAAUUUCUCAAUCGGUGCUAACACUUGUCGAGUUUGCUUAACUUAUGACGAGUUUGUGAAGAAGUGUUGUGACCCCAAGAAGUUAACUGUGAGCGACAUAUUCGCUCUACAACUUAUGCAGGUACCACAGGUGACAGAAGAAACUGCAGUUGCAGUUAUAGAGCUCUACCCUACUCUUGUCUCACUUGCUCGGGCGUACUCCAUGCUUGAUGGUGAUACCCCUGCCCAAGAGAAGAUGCUGAACAUGAAGAGCAAGAUGGUAAACGCGGGGGCUAGCAGAAAUAUCUUCAAGCUUGUCUGGGGUGAAGGGUGAAAUAUUAUUCCUUACCUAGUUACCUAUAUGGGCUCCUUCCUGACUUGACUUGGUUCAACCGGCCUUUUGUCACCAUCUCGAUGAUUUUGGCGCCAGCUCUUGUGAUGAAGCUCCAUUGUUCCUGGAGCUGUCGUCGCAUAAUAACUUGCAUGUUCCGAAGGUAAAUUAAGACGGUUAUUUCUGUGCCGUGGUGCCUUGGGGCGCUGGAAGUUUCAUCACCUAAAAACCUCCUGAUCCGGUGGUUACCUCCCUGUUGUAGUAGACCUGCAUGCCGUGCAAUGAGCUGGCUAUGUUAGCUUGCAAAAAUGUCUUAUAUUGUGUGGCGGAGGGAGUAUUAUUAAGUGUCGAAACAAAAUGUAUUAAGUGUCUUGUACUAUGCAUUGUUUUGUGUUAUUUGAAACAAGUUUGAAUGGAAGCCUCCGAGAUGAUAAGAGAAUUUGAAUC